GAGGAGGAGGUGGGAUUGAGGAGGAGGGAUGUGGAUGGAGGUCUGGCUCUGUCAGAUCUGCACAAACAGUUUUUUUCCUUCAUCUGUGCAGCCUCGGACAAAGACAAAGAUGGAAAAGUCAUUGAGCGUUUUGGCCGCUCUGAUUGUUCUGGGAGGAUUCUCAGACGCGCUGACAGACGAUGCAUCGACAGAGAGAAAUCCAUUAUUCUCCAACCACACGACUACAGCUGAGUCUGAUCGCAGCACAGACCGACCGACUCCAACGACUCCGACUCAAGUCUCCAGCACCACUGUCAGAGACGAACAGCUGCAAACCAAAAACAGCGAAGAAGAAACUAAAGAUGAGACAACAAAACUGGAGUGUCCUCCUCUCGGCAUGGAGUCCCUGCGGGUUGACGACAACCAGAUCCAAGCUUCGUCCUACCAGAGAAGGGGUCUGGGUCCUCACAGGGGGAGGCUGAAUAUCCAGUCGGGCAUCGAGGACGGGGACCUGUACGACGGAGCCUGGUGUGCUGACUAUAAGGACCAGCAUCAGUGGCUCCAGGUGGACGCCAUCCACCUCACCCUGUUCACCGGAGUCAUCCUGCAGGGACGAAACUCCAUCUGGAGUUGGGACUGGGUCCACACCUACAAAGUCCAGUUGAGUAAUGACUCCGUUAACUGGAAGGUCUGCAUGAAUGGGACAGAAGAAGCAAUCUUUGAAGGAAACCAGAAUCCAGAGACUCCGGUGCUCGCACUCCUUCCUGUUCCCACCGUCGCCCGUUACAUCCGCAUCAACCCUCAGACCUGGUACUUCAACGGCACCAUCUGCCUCAGGGCUGAGAUACUUGGCUGCCGCGUCGACGAUCCAGCUGACAUCUACUCCUCAGAGCGAGAACCCGGAUCCAAAGACGCUCUGGAUUUCAGACACCACAACUACAAAGACAUGAGAAAGCUCAUGAAGUCUGUAACCGACGAGUGCCCGGACAUCACCCACGUCUACACCAUCGGGAAGAGCUACCUGGGCCUCAAACUGUACGUCAUGGUGAUCUCAGAUAACCCCACCAAACAUGAGCUAGGUGAGCCGGAGUUUCGCUAUGUGGCGGGGAUGCACGGGAACGAGGCCCUGGGCCGAGAACUCGUCCUCAACCUCAUGCAGUACUUAUGUAAAGAAUACAAGAAGGGGAACCAACGCGUCGUUCGGCUGGUGACCGAGACAAGAAUCCACCUCCUGCCCUCCAUGAACCCUGACGGAUACGAAGAAGCUUAUAAGAAGGGCUCAGAACUGGCGGGCUGGGCUGACGGACGAUACAGCUACGAAGGAAUCGACCUGAAUCACAACUUUCCAGAUCUGAACAACAUCAUGUGGGACGCCCAAGAGACGGCAACAGAUAAAUCCAAAGUCACCAACCACUACAUCCCCAUCCCAGAGUACUACACCAAAGAAGACGCCAUGGUUGCACCGGAGACUCGUGCCGUCAUCAGCUGGAUGCAGGACAUCCCCUUCGUGCUCAGCGCGAACCUCCACGGGGGAGAACUGGUGGUCACGUAUCCCUUCGACUGUACCCGUGACUGGGCCCCUCAGGAGGACACGCCCACGGCGGACAACGCUUUCUUCCGCUGGCUGGCCACCGUCUACGCCUCGACCAACCUGGUGAUGGCCAACCCGGACCGCCGCAUCUGCCACUACGAGGACUUCGAGGCCCACCACAACAUCAUCAACGGCGGAGCCUGGCACACGGUUCCCGGCAGUAUGAAUGACUUCAGUUACAUGCACACCAACUGCUUCGAGGUGACGGUGGAGCUGUCCUGCGAUAAGUUCCCUCAUGCCAGCGAGCUUCCCGUCGAGUGGGAGAACAACAAGGAGUCUCUGCUGGUUUACAUGGAGCAGGUUCACAGAGGCAUCAAAGGUGUGGUGAGAGACAAGGAGACCAAACGAGGAAUAGCAGACGCCAUAAUCAAGGUGGAGGACCACGACCACGACAUACGAUCAGCUGCUGACGGUGACUACUGGCGUCUGAUGAAUCCGGGUGAGUACAAGGUGGUGGUUUGGGCCGAGGGUUACUUCCCGUCCAUGCGUCGAUGCCGCGUUGGAUUGGAGCCACAUGCCACCAUCUGUGACUUCACCCUGACCAAAACGCCCAUUCAGAGGCUGAAGGAGAUUCGGGCCAAAGGCGGGAAGAUCCCACAGGACCUUCAGCUGCGUCUUCGCGCUCUGAGGCUCCGCAAGCUUCGCGCCAGCACCAAGGCCAUCAACCGCCGCAGGGAGGGCCAGAGGGGCCAGCAGGAGCAGACGAGGAGAGCCCGGAGAGCGUGAGAACAGACGGGAAGCCUCAGAGAUGAGAGCUGGAUGACGGGCUGAAGAAGUUCAGUUCAAACUGAGAAAACCGACCUCCGGAAAUAGUGACACGUUCCUAUGAGAGGACGCUUUUAAAGACACAAUUAGAAACAUGUAUCGCAUAUCUGUCGCUGAGAUUUCCACUUCCACCAACGUGGCAAUCACAGCUUUAAAAUAUUAAAUUUAAACAUUCAACAGCGACGUGUUCCAUGACCGCCGCACAAACUCUCACUGAAGCUGACAGGAUACAAACUUUUCGAAGGAUAAUGGACACCUACACGUUCAUAGACAGGCAUUCUUUAACUGUUUUAGUCCACAUUAUAGCCGGUGACGCUGUAGUGUUUGCUGUAAGACGACUGAGUUGAGAAUUUAACUGUCAGCUGGUCUGAUAUGUGACACUGUUUUUGUUCGACUGUCCAACAGGAUCAUAAAAAUAUCUAAUAAAGAUGACUUAUUUGUGU
Molecule: messenger RNA, 2778 nt
Organism: Larimichthys crocea (large yellow croaker)
Lineage: Eukaryota; Metazoa; Chordata; Actinopteri; Sciaenidae
Gene: cpxm1a
Product: carboxypeptidase X (M14 family), member 1a
Exons: 13
Coding region: 29-2296 (755 amino acids)
Biological process (GO): proteolysis
Molecular function (GO): metallocarboxypeptidase activity; zinc ion binding
Source: RefSeq, a predicted model, not a curated record